Doryrhamphus excisus (bluestripe pipefish) is the source of this 8766-nucleotide messenger RNA. It is a transcript of the gene pappaa, whose product is annotated as pregnancy-associated plasma protein A, pappalysin 1a. Gene Ontology annotation, biological process: proteolysis; cell surface receptor signaling pathway. Gene Ontology annotation, molecular function: metalloendopeptidase activity; protein binding. NCBI's taxonomy places the organism in Eukaryota, Metazoa, Chordata, Actinopteri, Syngnathiformes, Syngnathidae. The record is from RefSeq and is a predicted model, not a curated record.
GUGUGCGUGUGCGCGUGUGUGUCUGUGCAAGCGUGCGUGUCUGCGUGUGACUUCCCACUUUGAGGAAUGGAAGGGGGGAAUAAAACCACACACACACACACACAGGCGCGCGCACGUGCACACACACACAGACCCGGAACAUUUGAAACAUGAGUUGUUCUUUCACAAUACACACACACACACACACACACACACACACUUGGGAAGCUUGGCGAGCAAGGAGCGACUAGUGCGCACAAGUGUGUCCGCUUUAGGCGCGCAUGAGGACGGCGAUGCUGCAGCUCUGUGCCCCCUCUCCCUCUCUCUGCAACUUUUUUUCUGCAACGCAUCCCUAAAGGAAGUUUGGAUUUUUUUUUCCCCCCCUGCUGGAACUUCUUUUUAAUAAAUAUGAGAGGUCGGUUUGCUGUCACUUUUCCACGCCUUUUAAUUGCCGAAAUGUCUUAUUCGGUUUUGAGGGUGGGAUAAAAGAGGAGCGGGAAAGGAGAAAGAAGGUGUGACAACUGUGGAUCUCCGCAAGUAACUCCUACUACCGUCCAAAAGAGGGGGAGGAUGAGGGGGGGCAUCGGCCAGUACCCCCCUCUCCUUGAUUGAUUAGUUAUUAGUCAUCCCUUUGGCUAAAUGGGACCCAUUGAAAAGGCACCGUGGAACACAUACAUGAAUCAAAUAUUCCCGUGUCCCUUCAAUGUCUCCACAGUAGUUUUGCUUAAGAAGAGAGGGGGUCGUGGCUUAGCAAUAUAAAGAGAAGGAAGGUUUAUUUAGCCACUUUUCCACCACAAAAAGAAGAAGAGGAAAAAGAAGAGAAAGUGUGGACUAUAUAUUUUUUCAUUUUUAUGUCACAUUUGAGUGGCAUUUUUCCCAUUCUCAAAAAAUGAAACUUUGGGCAUCACCCUGGCUGUCCUGCCUGGUGAUUCUUAUCCUCUGCUUUGCAUCAGAGUGCGGGACAGUCCGGAGGAAAGGCAGAUCCAAAAGGGACUUGGUGCGUUUGAGGGAAACCAGAGCCACCAUCCCGGGGGCUUGCGCGACGCGUCUGCCCCGGGGCAAGCGCUCUCUGGCCGGCUUGGAGCGCCGGGGGCUCCGGCAGCGUCGGCGCUCCUCGCAGCCGGAGGUGAGCUCCCCCGAGCGGGGUAAGGCUGUUUAUUUCACCGGCAGGGGCGAUCAGCUCCGGUUGAAGCCUGGCGUGGAGAUCCCCAGAGGAAACUUCACACUUGAGAUGUGGAUCAAGCCGGAGGGGGGUCAGCGAUCGCCGACUGUUAUCGCAGGCCUUUACGACAAAUGUUUCUACGCAUCCAGCGACCGAGGCUGGCUGCUUGGCAUCCAGUCCGUCAGCGAACACGGCAACCGCGACCCUCGCUUCUUCUUUUCUCUGAAAACGGAUCGUGCCCACAAGGCGACCACUAUACACUCCAACGCCCGCUACGCCCCCAAUCAGUGGGCUCACUUAGCUGUCACGUAUGACGGCAUCUACAUGAAGCUCUUCGUCAAUGGCGCCCAAGUCGGUGUGAGUCGGGAGCAAUCCGGCGAUGUCUUCAGCCACCUCACUAAAAAGUGCAAAGUCCUGAUGAUCGGUGGGAAUGCUCUGAAUCACAACUACCGGGGGGCGGUAGAGAGGGUGGCUCUAUGGAGGCAGGCUCGGGGUCAGCGGCAUAUUAUCAGGGAUAUGCAGGGCCACGAGGAUCCUCAAGAUCUACCUCAGCUGGUCAUACGGGAAACAUUUGAGCACCCGGGUAGGAAGUGGCUAACUGUGAAAGAUGGCAGCUUCCCUCAGCCGGAGCAGAGGGGAAGUGGACGGAUAGGUGGAGGAAAUGCUGAAGGAUUAUUAGACACCACGUUGGAACCUCCAGCUUGUGGUCAAACUGUCUGUGACAACGUCGAGGUCAUCAAACACUAUAACCAACUUUGGAGUUUUCGUCGGCCCAAGAAAGUGCGAUACCGUGUGAUAAACAUCUGGGACAAUACUCGGACGAAGCCGACCGUGUCGGACCACCAGAUCAUCCUGCAGCACCAGCAGCUCAACGACGCCUUCAGCCCUUAUAACAUCACCUGGGAGCUCAGCAUCCACAAUGUCACCAACUCCUCCUUGAGGAACCGCUUGAUUCUCGCUAACUGCGAUAUUAGCAAAGUGGGUGAUGAUGCCUGCAACCCAGAGUGCAACCACCCGCUCACCGGGUACGACGCCGGUGACUGCGUAUCGGGGCACCGGAGCCGCUGCCCAGAGAGCAAGCAGGGUAACGGCGUAUGCGAUGCGGAAUGUAACUGGGAGAAUUUCUUCUACGACCUUGGCGACUGUUGCAAUCCCGACGUAACGGAUGUGACCAAGACGUGCUUCAACCGCUCCUCACCACACAAAGCCUAUCUGGACGUGAAAGAGCUGAAAGAGAUUCUGCACUUGGAUGGCUCCACUCACCUGAACGUCUUCUUUGCCAACUCCUCUGAUGAAGAUCUAGCGGGGGUUGCCACUUGGCCGUGGGACAAAGAAGCCCUCACGCAUUUAGGUGGAAUUGUGCUGAACCCGUCUUUCUACGGUACCUUCGGCCACACCGACACCAUGGUGCACGAGAUCGGCCACAGUCUGGGACUCUACCACGUUUUCCGAGGGAUCUCGGAGAUCGAAUCCUGUAACGAUGCGUGCUUGGAAACGGAGCCCUCCAUGGAGACCGGAGAUCUGUGUGCAGACACUAAUCCCACGUCCAAGUUCAAAGGCUGCCACGAUCCAGAACCGGGGAACGAAACCUGCGGUUCUCCGCAUUUCACUCACACGCCUUUUAACAACUACAUGAGUUACGCAGAUGAUUCCUGCACCGACUCUUUCACCCUCAACCAAGUGGCUCGGAUGCACUGCUACCUGGACCUGGUUUACCAGACCUGGCAACCGAACUCCAAACCCCCUCCGGUGGCAAUGCCCCCACAGGUGGUGGAGCAACAUCACAACUCCUUCACGUUGGAAUGGUUCCCACCCAUCUCGGGACACUUUUACGACAGAGAAUUGGGAUCAGUGUGCGAUAAAUGCACCGAGGGGCGAGUUCUACUGCAGUACGCCUCCAACUCAUCAUCCCCACGACCGUGCGCGCCCUCUGGUCACUGGUCACCGCUCGAGGCUGAAGGUCCCCCAGAUGUGGAGCAAGCUUGCGAGCCAAGUGUGCGCACGUGGAGCCCCAACGCGGGCAUCGAGCAGGGCAUCGUGGGCCUGUCCGAGUGCCCCCUCCAGGGCUGCAUGCUCCAACUGGAGUUCCCCUACCCGCUGGUGCCGGACUCUCUGACCGUCUGGGUCACCUUCUUCAGCCCCGAAGAAACGGCCCUUCCUGCCAUCCACAACAUCCUCCUCCUCACCGUCAGCGGCAACAACAUCUCUUUGGGCCCCAGCAACGUCUUCUGCGACACAGCGCUCACUCUGAAGCUGGACAUAGCGGAGGAAGUCUACGGGGUCCAGUUUUUCACCAUGGAGCAACACCUGGAGAUAGAUGCCACCCUGUUAGCGUCCAAACCCGACUGCUCGCUGUGCAGCGACUGCCAACCCCUGCGUUACCGCCUGUUGAGGCAGCCGCCCUUCACCCACGCACCACAUGGGCUCAUUUUCAACGAACCCAGUCGGCGGUAUACAGACAGGGAUGUGGAGCCGCAUGUGGUGUACACCUAUCAGGUCCAAACCAUCUCCAGCCGCAGCGAGAGCCAGCCUUCCCCACCUCUGGUGCAUGAACUUGGGGCAGCCUAUUGUGGGGAUGGACGGAUCCAGAGUUCCAAAGGAGAGGAGUGCGACGACAUGAAUUCCAUGAAUGGCGAUGGAUGCUCCAGUCAGUGCAAGAAAGAGGCUUUCUUCAACUGCGUCGAGGAGCCAAGCAUGUGCUACUACUACGAUGGUGACGGCAUUUGCGAGGACUUUGAAAGAGAGAUUGGCGUUCGAGACUGCGGGCUCUACACCCCGAGUGGUUUCCUGGACCAGUGGGCCUCCAGUGUAGAUGUUUCACAUGAGAAGAAACCAUACUGCUCGGGUGAGGUGGCUGCUGGAUACCCUGCUGUUACCAAGACAUGUCAGUCCAAGGUAUUUGACCUUUCCGACGGGGUGUCCCAAUACGCAUGGUUCCCCUGUCGUGAGGCCCACAAGACUUCAUGGGGAUACCCAAACUACUGGCUCAAGGCCCACUUCUCUCAUCCAAUGGUGGCGGCAGCGGUGAUUAUUCACCUGGCGGCCGACGGCACGGGAUACAUCGACCAGACUCAGUGUAAUAUCACUGUUCAGCUGGUGGACACCAAAGAGGGGAUCCAUAGCCUGGGUGAGUGGCGACUGAGUUGCCGUACCAACCCACUGGUUAUCCCGGUCAGCCAUGACCUGUCGGUGGCCUUCUACCACACCAAGGCCAUCCUGGUUAUGUUCGCCUCUCGCCUGGUGGCCAUCUCCGGGGUUGGUCUGCGUUCCUUCCAGUCCUUCGACCCCAUCACCAUCAGCGGUUGCCAGAGCAAUGAAAUUUACAAUCCCACGGGCCAGAGUUGUGUACAUUAUUCGUGCGAAGCCAUCGACUGCCAGGAGCCUUUAAUCCGCAAUGCAGAGCUCAAGUGCAGCAACGCCGGCCGCCACUUCUACAACGGAGACCGCUGCACCAUCUCCUGCAACUCGGGCUACGUCCUGCAAGUCCACCAGGAUGAUGACAUCAUCAAGAGCCAGUCCGACUCUUUGGUGACCAUCACCUGUGCAAACGGCAAGUGGAACAAACAAGUGUCGUGCGAGCCAGUCGACUGCGGCCUGCCCGAUAAAUACCACGUCCACCCGGCCCACUUCAACUUCCCGGAGGGCACCACCUACGGCAGGAAGAGCACUUUCCAGUGUCGUGAACCUGCCCAGCUUGUAGGUACAAACAACACUCUGACCUGCCUGGAGGAUGGUCUGUGGUCCUUCCCCGAGGCUUUAUGUGAGCUUCGCUGCCCAGCUCCUCCGCCGGUGCCCAAUGCCGUGCUGCAGACCAAGCGCUGCAACGAGACGGGCCUGAAAGUGGGGACGUUGUGCAAGUACAAGUGCAGGCCGGGCUAUCAUGUGACUAAUAAACCCAAGAGGCGUGCGUUUAAGCGGCAGUGCACGGAGGACGGCAGCUGGCUGGAGGGUGCGUGCGAACCGGUCACCUGUGACCCGCCGCCCCCCAUCUUCCACGGCUCCUACCACUGCACCGACGGCUUCCGCUUUGACAGCGUUUGCCGCCUCAACUGCUCGACCGAUGCCGCCGGUAAUAGCGCUAAUGCCGUCACAGGAGGCUCCGCCCACACGGUGAGGCUGCUGCACGCUCCAUGCAAGCAGGGCGCCGGCUCCAAUGUGAUCCGCUGUAGGAAGGAUGGAAACUGGACGGGUUCAUUCCGUCUGUGCCCCAACAGCAAAGGCCAGUGUUCUUUACCUCAGAAUCUGCAUUACAGCCUCCAGUACUCAUGCAAGCGAGGACAUGGCAUAGGUGAGGAGUGCGAGCUGACGUGCCGAGAGAGCAACAACGACGUGGUGAUCCUCCCUAGCAACAUGACCGUGGAGGGCAUGCUCAAGGAGCACUGGAGGAACCCACACAAGGUCAAGAGCAUUGUCUGUACAAUGGGACUUAAGUGGUAUCCGCACCCAGAAUUACUCCACUGCAUCAAAGGAUGUGAGCCAUUCAUGGGAGACAACUACUGUGAUGCAGUAAAUAACCGAGCCUUCUGCAACUACGAUGGAGGAGACUGCUGCCAAUCCACUGUCAAGACCAAGAAGGUGAUUCCCUUCCCCAUGUCCUGUGACAUACGAGAUGAGUGCUCCUGUCGGGAUCCUAAUGCUAUGGAAAACAAAAGAGAAGAAGGCGUCCAUUCCCUGGGGUGACCGAACCCACAAAAGGAGGAUGGGAACCCUUUUCAACAUCCCAAAACACCUUUACUCCAACACCACACAGCCUGAGUGGCCGAGGCCGACCCCCUCCAUUUUCAUCCUCCAGUUUCCUGCACAUGCUGCUUUGAACAGGUAUACCUCUCCAUCCUCGCUUACACCCCAAAACCAGCCGGAAUGAUCGGGAAAGGACAAGUGGACUCCAUGGAAAACAUCAUUUAUAUAAGGGUCAUCAUUCUUCGUCAUCAAACGUAUAACCAGAAAGAUUUUCUUUUGCUAGAGAAUUAAAAAAAAACAAAAUAUAUCAACAGAGACAAUAGGCUGUAGCAUGCCUUUUGACCAGUAUGUACUUUAGUGUCCUUCAUGGUUGAAGCAAUUCCAAAUGUUUCUGUAGGAGGGGGUUUGGUUGUUGGAUCAAUAAUUCCAGAUAGAAAGGAAAUGAAGACACAUGUUUCUCAGACACUUUUGAAGGCAUGAGGUUUGGCACAAACGGUUCUGUAUCUUUUUAAUUUUACUCAACAACAACUAAAAAAAAAGUGUUUCUUCAUCGGCACAUCAGAAAACCGCUUGGUGGGUGGGGGAAGGGGGGGCGAUAUGCUUCUAUUUCUCAUCGACACUCCAUAGAUUCCACACAAAAGCAAACAUGGAAUCAACAAAUAGGGGCAGAAAACUGUCGGAGUAAUUACCAUCCCGGGAACCGCAGAAACAAUAUUCCCAUGGAGUUAGUUUUUUUAUUUCAUUUAGAAAGAAAACACAGAAUGCGUAAUGAAAACAACGCCUGCUACUGUGUCGCCAAGAUUCUGCACUUUAGCUUUUGUCUUCGGUCAGUCACAUUUUCACGCGGGAUUUAAAACAAAAACAAAAAAGAAAACUCAUUCAUUCAUUUUUUACCGCUUAUCCUCACGAAGGUCGCGGGGCAGGGGUGCUGGAGCCUAUCCCAGCUGUCUGAAAUUAGGGCGAGAGGCGGGGUACACCCUGGACUGGCCAAUCACAGGGCACAUAUAGACAAACAACCAUUCACACUCACAUUCAUACCUAUGAACAAUUCAAUUCAAUUUUGGAAUGUGGGAGGAAACCGGAGUACCCGGAGAAAACCCACGCAUGCACGGGGAGAACAUGCAAACUCCACACAGAGAUGCCUGAGGGUGGAAUCGAACUCGGGUCGGGCACACGACCAAACUGUAACACCUUAUUUUGUGUUUGGUCGAGUCUUAGUCUCCUCGGCAGUAAAUACCGAAGACCCUUUUUCUCCACUUAGGACUGAAGCGUUCAAUGCAGCGUGUAUUUUUGUUUUACAAUUUUACCGCGGUACCAACUUUCUGUACUUUUAACUGGAAGUCAAAUCAGCUCCGUUGGGAAUGUAAGCGUUAUGAUUGCGUAGCGGCGUUUAGACGUACAGUACAAGGGCUGGUUAUUCACGUCAUCACGCUUCCAUGGACACGGUUGUGCACGUAACAAAAUGGCCACCAUGUUAAGUGCACUUGUCCCAUCUACACAUAGCGGUUCUUGUGUGUCUUUCCCCACCAAUCAAGUCCCGCACCCACACCCCCCCACUACAAACACACUGCUGCUGCUUGGCUUACCAGGCCCCCCCCAAAUGUUGCUGCUCUGCCGCAUCCGUGGUUACAGUCAGCGUGACUUUUUAUUGGACUGGCAAAAGGCUGCUAUAAGCGUUCCAUGCCAUCCUCAUGUGUGUCGGGAAUCGUCAUACGCAAUGAAGGUAUUAUUCCCAACCCCCAAAACAACAUACAAAUGUAAAUAAUUUCCGCUGUCUUUUCAGGUUUGUCUUUUCUUGACCAAAUGUCAUAUUCAAUUAGUUGUUUGUGUAAAUGACCUCAGUUACUGCACUUUUUGUUUUAGUUGCUAAAUCUUCCAAAAAAGUGUCUGCUAGAAGAAGCUGCUAUUGUCGGAUUGGUGAUGCCAGACUAACUGUAUUAUAUCCGUCCUUCCUACUACCUGUGUUGCCGCUUUAAGACCAUUGCUUACAUCACUGCGCUGGUUUUAGGAACCUCAACUUUAACUCCUAAUGUAUUUCUACCAUGAACAAUAUGACAGGUGGAGGCGUUAGCGUAUACAGUGGAACUUCCAAGGCUGCCAUUUUUUUAUGUUUCAAUUUUUUACAUAACAAUGAAAAUUAAAAUAAUGUGUUCCAGUGCCAAACUUCUACCAUCUAAACUUUUUUUUAAAAAAGGAGAAAACUGCAGUAAUACCGGCGCCGUACCGAAAGAACAAGAUGGCGGAUAUGAACGGCUGAAAUGAGUUUCCUCCAUAAGGUGGCUGGCCUCACCCUAAGAGACAGGGCGAGGAGUUCAGUCAUCCAGGAGGGGCUCGGAGUAAAGCCUCAGAGCCAGACAACUCCUUGGUGAGGGGCUCGCUCGGGUGGGAGAAGGCCCCCGGGGCAGACCUAGGACACGCUGGAGGGAUUAUGUCUCCCACCUUGGAGUCCUCCUGGUGGAAUUGGAGGAGGUGGCCGGGGACCGGGAAGUCUACUCAGACCCCCGCCCCCGUGACCCGCAUAAGCGUAGAAAAAUGGAUGGAUGGGGAAAACUGUGCUUAUGGCGUAUUUUUCCUUAAUUUUUCAAGAACUAAAAACUGUACAACUUUAGAUACAUUAGACUUUGGAGGUUCCACUGUAUUUUUGAUAUUUUAAUAUCUUUAAUAUCAUCUGGCUCGACUGUAAAUUUUUUUUGUUUGUCUUGUUUGGCCCUAAUUUUUGAAGGUACACAAAUGGUAAACAGAAGGAAAACCUAAAUGAAGAAAAAGCAAAUUCAAUCUUCUAAACCUUGUUGUUAGAAAUAUGAAAUAUGUAAUAUACGGCUGCUUUACAUACAACUAUAACCGGUGGGGGGCCGGGGGGGGUGAUCAUUUCAAGAAAGUUAUAUACUUUAUUCAUAUCUGAGAGAAAUCCACGUGGUUUUUAAAUCAUAGAACUUUCUAUAGCC